Messenger RNA from Vidua macroura (Pin-tailed whydah), 3179 nucleotides. RefSeq names its product galactose mutarotase (gene GALM). Gene Ontology annotation, molecular function: carbohydrate binding; aldose 1-epimerase activity. Gene Ontology annotation, biological process: glucose metabolic process; beta-D-galactose catabolic process via UDP-galactose, Leloir pathway. The transcript has 15 exons. The record is from RefSeq and is a predicted model, not a curated record. Bases 1684 to 2718 code for a protein of 344 amino acids. NCBI's taxonomy places the organism in Eukaryota, Metazoa, Chordata, Aves, Passeriformes, Viduidae.
CAAGAAGUUGGUGCUGGUUCGCGUGGGCCGAUGGGGUCCGGUGUCCCGCGGGUGAGAAACAGCAGCGCCCUUGGCGUGGUCCCUGCGAGCUCGGUUGCUGAAUUGUCGGCAUCUUUGUAAGAGUUGGAUGCCUCCAGUGACAUAUGGAUGUGCUGCACACGUUGCCUGUGCCCCGUGCAAGGUCAAGUGCUUGGAAAGAAGCCCAGACAGCUUCCUGGCUCAGGAAAUGUGGACACAGUGAGCAGGACAUUGGGGUGAUGGAGAGAAAAGAGGACUGACCCACGCGGCGUGCAGGGGAUGAAGCAGCAGCACUGGACUACUUUGCUUGCUGUGGUAGGAAUGCAAACUGGUGAUGGAUUUUGAUCUGACUGGUACACUAGGAUGUCUACAGGGGACAAUUUUAAGUCCUUGUAUGCCACAAUCCACCAGGACUAAAGAUGAAGGUAAAAUUUCUGAUACAAAAGCAGAAAACAGCCUGAGAGGUUCAUAAAAAGGCCAUAGAAAACCCAACUUUAGUUGCAGCAGUAUUGUUGAAUUCAAGCCUGAACCAGAAGAAACAGCCUUUAGCAGAUGAUGCUUUAAUCUCCCUUUGGCAUCUCCCUGCCAGUUGCCAAUGCAGCCAUGUGCACAUCUGAGAACAAAUUUUCUAGAUCAGCACUGGGAGGAUUCAGGCUUGUGCAAGCUGGUUUCUCCUCUAGUUUAUCUGCCUACUUGAAAAUCGUGUGGCUGGUUCACGAACAGAUUUGUCUCUGGUAUUGCUUUUGCAAGCACACAGCCUUAGAUGGCCACUGGGGCUCGAGUGGUCUUGCAUCUGCAAAGGGAGAGCAGAAAUGCUUCCUGUGUCUGGAGAAGUACAUGAAGAGAGAGGUGUUGAGGGAGCUGAAGUGCUAAGGAGCAAACUUCUGGGAAUGCUCUGCACAUGAAAACACUCCAUGAAUCAGUUAUAAAUGAGACUGACCUCUCAUCCAUCCAUCCGUCCAUCCAUCCGUCCAUCCAUCCAUCCAUCCAUCCAUCCAUCCAUCCAUCCAUCCAUCCAUCUCCUUCCUUAUUCCAAAAAUUGGGCUGCUCCCUAUCCUGUCUCACGUGGGAGGUGAUACUGAUGAGCAGAAAAAAGACUGAAAAUACCUGCAAAGACAGGCAGAAAUCGGUAUUUCAGAAGAUGACGACUUUUAAUGGAGUCUGUGUCAGAGCCACAGCUUUGAUGAUAACAGCACCCCGGCCAGCAAAUGCUCUGAGCCUGAUUUACAGCACCAUCAGCAGGCGCUGCCUUGUGCCGCUUGUGGAGGGGCUAAGGGAGGGCACAAGGGGAGCAAACAGCAUUUUGCCAUGCCACGCUUUGCACGGGCCGUGGAAGUCGUGUCGGUGUGAUGGAAGUGGGCGAGAGGAGCUGCUGGAGGCGAUGCUUCGGCCCCGGAACGAGCCGGGCACCGCAGCCGCCGCCUCGCUCCCUCCCCUCGGCAUCCUUCCCGCUGCCCCCCGGGCACCUCCCGGAGGCUGCUGCCCCUCGGUGACAGCCCCGGGAUGCCCGGCGGGCGCGGCGCGGCUCCGCCCCGCGCGGGAGGCGAACGAGGGUUGUUCUGGCUGCCCUUUGGAGCUGGGAGUGCUCCGCUCCCGCCGCCAUUGCUUCUUCCUCCCCAGCGUCCUUCCCGGCAGGAGGUGCCGGUGGCCGGGUUUUAGGGAGCGAUGACAGCGGUGCGGAGAGAGGCGUUCGGGCGGAUGCCCCCGGAGGAGGGAGGCGGAGAGGUGGAGAAGUUCGUCUUACAGUCGGACAGCGUGAGAGUGGAGAUCCUGUCUUUUGGGUGCAUCAUCGCCACUCUGGAGACAAAAGACAGGGAUGGGCAGUUUUCAGAUGUUGUCCUAGGAUUUGACACUUUAGAAGGUUACAUGAGGAAGCACCCGUUCUUCGGUGCUGUCGUGGGCCGUGUUGCCAACAGGAUUGCAAACGGGAGGUUCAGCCUGGACGGGAAGGAGUAUCAGCUGUUCCUCAACAACGGGCCCAACAGCCUGCACGGAGGAGCCAAGGGAUUUGACAAGGUUCUCUGGAGUGCCCAGGUGCUCCCAAAUGGUGUCCGCUUCUUCCGGCUCAGCCCCGAUGGCGAGGAAGGCUACCCUGGUGACCUGAAAGUCUGGGUGACCUACACCCUUAGUGGCAGGGAGCUGGCCAUCAACUACCAGGCCCAGACCAGCAAGACAACCCCCAUCAGCCUGACAAACCACGCGUACUUCAACCUGGCGGGGCAGGGCUCCCGGGAUGUCUAUGACCACGAGAUCUCCAUUGAAGCAGAUUCCUACCUGCCUGUGGACGACACCAAGAUCCCUACUGGGGAGGUGGCCGCCGUGCAGGGCACUGGCUUUGAUCUCCGGCAGCCUGUGGAGCUGGGCAAGCACUUGCAGAAGUUUCACCUGGAUGGCUUUGACCACAACUUCUGCCUGCAUCAGGGGCAGGAUCGACGCCUUGUGGCCAGGGUUUUCCACCCGCCCACCGGCAGGACCAUGGAGGUUCACACCACCCAGCCUGGCAUCCAGUUUUACACCGGGGACAACCUGGAUGGCUCCCUGAAGGGCAAAGGUGCUGCCACGUACCCCAAGCACUCGGCUUUCUGCCUGGAAACCCAGAACUGGCCUGAUGCCAUUAACAAGCCUCACUUCCCCAAUGUCCUGCUCCAUCCGGGUGAGGAAUACAACCACACCACGUGGCUUGUGUUCAGCACUGCUUGAGGAGAAGGGCUGCUGACUCCCAGCACUGAGAGGGGACUUGCACUUCGUUGAGGGCUUCCUGAUGGUGAACGGCUGAAAGGAAAACAAUCCACAAUUAACAUUUCAUUACUUGGGAAUCACAAAUACAGGAAAAAGCAACAGGAGUAUACCAGACUCUGGCUCUCUUUAAGAACUUUUUGAACAAAAUAACCAAUCACUACCGACAAAAGUUAACAGGUUGAUAAUCUGGAGAUAACACUUUUUUUCUUUACUGUUAUUUUUAAAAUGAGAUCACUGUAAGGCCAUCUAAAGGGUAUUACUUAUAGUGAUCUCCAAAGGAGCAAGAUACUUCUUCACUGUUCUGAUACAGCAGCUUGUCAAAACCUAUCACGGUGAUCACUCAACAUUUAUGAGUAUUCUUUGAUGCCCUUGUGAUUGUUUGACACUGAAGUUGUAAAAAUGAUCUAUUAAAGAAUUCUAAU